Molecule: messenger RNA, 1661 nt
Organism: Spea bombifrons (plains spadefoot toad)
Lineage: Eukaryota; Metazoa; Chordata; Amphibia; Anura; Pelobatidae
Gene: ZFPL1
Product: zinc finger protein like 1
Exons: 8
Coding region: 224-1174 (316 amino acids)
Cellular component (GO): Golgi apparatus
Source: RefSeq, a predicted model, not a curated record
ACAGCGUGCGCGGCGCUUUUGCAGCUGUCAAUAUCACCCGGAAGAGACGUGGCAAGUAAGAGUGAGUAAAGGAGAACGUCUGAAUUAUAAUAUUUACAAUUUAGUCCUGACAAGGGUCAAUAAGGAGAGAACCCAGACGAAACUACUGAUCACUAUUACUUACGCCGAUCAAGGAUAAGAAACUGAAGCGCAAGGAUUGAAGCCGCGUAGGAGCAGUCUCAUAAUGGGACUGUGUAAAUGUCCCAAGAGGAAAGUGACAAACCUAUUCUGCUUUGAACAUCGAGUGAAUGUGUGUGAACAUUGUCUGGUGGCCAACCAUACAAAGUGCAUUAUUCAAUCAUACCUCCAAUGGCUUCAGGACAGUGAUUACAACCCAAACUGUCGUCUAUGUAACACACUCCUGUCUACCAAAGAGACAACAAGGCUUGCGUGUUAUGAUUUAUUUCACUGGUCCUGUCUGAAUGAAUUGGCUUCUCAACUGCCCCUUAACACAGCACCUGCUGGAUACCAGUGCCCAACUUGCCAGGGACCUAUUUUCCCCCCUGCCAACCUUGUCAGUCCUGUGGCCUCCAACCUAAGAGAAAAACUCUCUACUGUCAACUGGGCUAGAGCUGGACUGGGCCUUCCUUUGAUAGAAGAGCCAGUUCCUGUAGAAGACGUAUCAUCACAUGACAUUACUGACUACAGGGACUGGUCUGUUGUAAAUUCAUCUUCUGAUGAGUUGUCUGAAAUCCCAGAGAGGACCACUCAGACUGGAUAUCUGUAUAAUUCUGUGUCUCCUCCAACAACGCAGCAUGGCACAUCGCAGGACCAUACUGUCAUCAUUGGAAACACAGAGGGUGAUAGUGUUAGUAUAAACCCAGGGUCCACUGCUAGGAAAAUUUAUGACACUCGAGACGAAGCAAAGAGUCAGGAAACGCUUAUUGACUUUGACGAUGACAAAUACAGAAGGCGACCAACACUGAGCUGGCUGGCCAGAAUACUUAAGAACCGCGCAGGCUCGAAGGGACGGCCUGUCUCCACUACUCAGCGUUUCUUCAUUAUCCUUAUAAUAGGGGUUCUGGGAUUUUUUACCCUUAUCUUAAUAAUGUCCAAAUUGGGCAGAGCCUCAGCUGACAGUGACCCAAAUCUUGAUCCCCUCUUCAAUCCACAUAUCCGUGUUGGCCAAGAGUAGAUGAAAAACAAGACUUGGGGUAGUAAGAAGAAGAAGAAGCAAAAAAUACACUACUGCCCCUAUCCAAUCGAGGCUUGCUUUUCAGUCCAACCCAAAAAGGUCGUAGUAAGAAGUUGAUUGUUUUCAAUACUGAAACUCCAAGUGUAUGGUUAACUGGUAUUCAGGUAUGUCAUUAGCGAACUUGGCUAAUUUUAAUAUUUGUUCCAUCAAUGAACAAAAUCAAAAGAGGUUUGGUUGGGAAAAGAAUGCGAUGUUUGAGUUUGGCUCCAGAAGAAGAGCCCAAUCAGGAAUGUUGACUAACAGAUGGAUCCUGACUAUUCCAUCAAUGGCCUAUUCCAAGUCUGAGCAUGGCCACACUGGGGCUGGCACAAAGGGCCAGGUACCCCUUGAGUAAGAGUGUUAUGUAUAAUGUGUGCAUAUUCAAUUAAUUUCUUCCAUGUAGAUUGGUAAUAUCAGCUACUUUGGGGAUUAAAAAAAAUAUAUAAAA